Messenger RNA from Drosophila takahashii, 621 nucleotides. The record is from RefSeq and is a predicted model, not a curated record. NCBI's taxonomy places the organism in Eukaryota, Metazoa, Arthropoda, Insecta, Diptera, Drosophilidae.
GUGUAUACCAAUUCCCAAUUUUCUCCUCGUUCCGUCGCAAACAAAGAAACCAGAAAACAAAGCAUGAUGGCGUACCUCGACGAGUGCGCCGAAAGCGAGAACCAAAAGACCCUCGGCGACUGGGUGCGGAACUUCCGCGCGAAGCGCCAGAAAAUGCGUCGCAAGUUGCGGGGCGCUGGCAGCGACCUGCGCGUGAACGCCAUCUUGUCGACGGCCCUGUUCCACGCGGAGCACGAGAUGCGGAAGAAGCAGCAGGAGCGCUUCAGCCGCUGGCUGGAGCUCCAGGCCCGCUUCGUGCCCUCCGGCAGGACCCACUGCGCCAGCGACGCGGCCGCCCCCUCGAGCGCCCAGGCCGCCGCGGAGGCCGCCGAGGCGGAGAGCAGUUUGUGGAGCACCGAGCUCAGUAGCCUCGAUACCUUCAUGCGCAGCCUGAGCAGCAGCAACAACGGCCCCAGCAACAACAAGGGCAGCAACAGUUACUCGGCGGACGGCAACAACAACGGCAACCAGCCCAGCUGCGCCAUUGCGGUGGCCAGCUAGAGCGAGACGACUACAGUGGUGCCCCACGCGAGUGUGUGUGCAUACAUACACGCGUGACAAAAUGGUGGCAGGAAGAGAAAA